Colletotrichum spaethianum is the source of this 1203-nucleotide messenger RNA. Its product is annotated as NADPH dehydrogenase afvA. Gene Ontology annotation, cellular component: intracellular anatomical structure. Gene Ontology annotation, molecular function: FMN binding; NADPH dehydrogenase activity; NADP binding. The coding region runs from base 1 to 1203 and encodes 400 amino acids. NCBI's taxonomy places the organism in Eukaryota, Fungi, Ascomycota, Sordariomycetes, Glomerellales, Glomerellaceae. The record is from RefSeq and is a predicted model, not a curated record. The transcript is spliced from 4 exons.
AUGCCCGGACCAAAGGUUCCGUACUUCACGCCAAUUCAGGACCCAGCGGCCGGGACGGCGAGGGACCCUCAACCAGAGGGAACCCUCUUCUCUCCGCUCAAGCUGCGUGGCCUGACGCUACACAAUCGCAUCUUCGUGUCGCCCAUGUGCCAGUAUUCCGCGGACGACGGGCACAUGACGGCAUGGCACAAGACGCACCUCCAGAGCUUCGCGGUCCGCGGCACCGGCCUGGUGCUGACUGAGGUUCAGGCCGUGGUGCCUGAAGGUCGGAUCUCCCCUGAGGACCUAGGGAUCUGGGACGACUCGCAUUUGGUGGCUGCAAAGGAGGUUAUCGACUUUGUCCACAGCCAGGGCAGUCACAUAGGUAUUCAGAUGGGGCAUGCUGGUCGCAAAGCCAGCACAGUUGCGCCUUGGGUAAACCGCAAGGCGGUUGCAGGCGAAAAGGCACGAGGAUGGCCGAACAAAGUGUAUGGACCUUCUGCCAUAGCAUACAGCCAGGACACAUAUGUCCCGAAGGAGAUGACAUUGGACGAGAUCGACACCUUCAAGGUCAAGUGGGUUGACGCCGUUAGGCGCGCAGUGAAGGUCGGCUAUGACACAAUCGAGAUCCACGCCGCUCACGGCUACCUCCUCAACAACUUCCUGUCGCCAACCUCCAACAAGAGAACCGACAAGUAUGGCGGCAGUUUCGAGAACCGUUGCCGUCUCCUUAUUGAGCUGACCGAGCUGACGCGCGCCAACGUCCCUGACGACUACCCCAUCCUGGUGCGCCUCGCCGGUACUGACUAUCUGGAAUUUGACUCGUCCAUCCCGCAAUGGGAAAUUACCCAAGCUCAAAAGCUCGCCAAGAUCCUUGCGGACAAGGGUGUCGAUUUUCUCGACGUUUCGGGCGGCGGCCAGGACGCGAGGAUGCAAGUGACAAUGGCGCCCAAGUACCAGGCGCACCUAGCCGCCGCUGUUCGACAGGCCGUCGAGGGAACCGGCACGGUCGUCGGUUCCGUCGGCGGCAUUGCUACCGGGAAGGACGCUGCUGAGGUCCUGGCAGACGGCCAGGCAGACGCCGUGCUUGUCGGGAGGGCGUUCCUGAAGGAUCCCAACCUGGUGUGGACUUGGGCCGACGAGUUGGACAUUGACGUCCACGCGCCCAGUCAAUACGGAUGGCCGUUUGGACGCACUCGGACCCACAGGCCGAGCAAGCAUUGA